CUUUCAUUUGCAGGCCUUUUAUCUUAUCCCCAUCACUUGGGUGGGAGGACGAAGUGGACUAGGGAGUGAGAAAAGAGAAGAAGAUGGCUAUGGCUUACGCUUCGUCGUCGAUGAUGUUGCCCUCCCCUUCGAUUAAACCCUGCCCUGCGCCUCUGAAGAACAGGCAAUUUCUUGGCUUCCCAGUCACAGUAUUUUCCAAGCCCUCCAUUCGGACUACUUCUCUCGCCGGUGGGAAUCGGGCCUUCCAGAUUCGUUGUCAGGACAAGCCCGUUAUUCCCUUGGACCAGCGCUGGAUGUUCGAGGAUUCCGAAGUCAAAGGCCCAGAUAUUUGGAAUAAGACAUGGUAUCCUAAAGCUGCAGAUCACCCGAACAUAUCUAAACCAUGGUAUGUUGUUGAUGCUACUGAUAAAAUUCUCGGAAGGCUAGCAUCAACUAUAGCUGUUCAUAUCCGUGGGAAGAAUCUUGAAACCUAUACACCUAGUGUGGACAUGGGGGCUUUUGUCAUUGUGGUCAAUGCAGAAAAAGUUGCAGUAUCUGGUAGAAAGAGGACCCAAAAGCUCUAUAGGAGGCAUUCAGGAAGACCAGGAGGUAUGAAAGUCGAAACCUUUGAUCAGCUUCAACGGAGAAUUCCUGAAAGGAUUAUUGAGCACGCUGUUCGUGGCAUGCUUCCAAAGGGCAGGCUUGGCAGAGCCCUAUUCACCCAUCUUAAGGUGUACAGUGGCCCAAACCAUCCACAUGAGGCCCAAAAGCCCGUUGAGCUGCCCAUAAAGGACAAGAGGAUACAAAAGGUGAAAUAGACCGGAAGCAAACCUUAAUCAGGAGAACAGCAAGGUUUCUGUAUUUUCCCAGGAGGUUCACACCUUAUCCAUCAUUUUGAUUUAUGGGUUCCCAUUUCUUGUUCUUAAUCCAUGAUCAAAAGCCUAUUCUUCAUUCUUGCUAGUUUAUUUUUUUAGAGGCUUUUGCGUGAAUAACUGGCUUCUCCUUUAUUUUGAGCUCCGAUUUAAAAUCAAAUUGGGAGUUUAUCUUGUA
Molecule: messenger RNA, 1029 nt
Organism: Diospyros lotus (date-plum)
Lineage: Eukaryota; Viridiplantae; Streptophyta; Magnoliopsida; Ericales; Ebenaceae
Product: 50S ribosomal protein L13, chloroplastic
Exons: 4
Coding region: 84-797 (237 amino acids)
Biological process (GO): negative regulation of translation; translation
Cellular component (GO): ribosome; cytosolic large ribosomal subunit
Molecular function (GO): structural constituent of ribosome; mRNA binding
Source: RefSeq, a predicted model, not a curated record